AUGGGAGAGAGAAAGCACACGCGGAUUACGCUGGUUAAGGUCCCGAGGAUUUUGGAGGAGUACUUGGAGGAGUACAGUGAGCCCGUGGAGAUAGGCUGCAUAGAGGAGAGGGGGAGCUGUAAUGUGCUGAAAAUAUCCGCACAGUUUGGGCCCCCGAGCUUCCCCAGAGAGUGGAUUCUGGAGCCCCUGGAGGAAAAGGACGGAGUCUUCACUUUUGUCCAGAAACCGCACGGAGCUUUCAUUGACGGAGUAGUCGCGGAUGAGGUCUACGUGCGCCCUAAGAUCUCCCCGGAGUACCUGAAGUACAAGAAGGACAGGGCAGCCCUUAUUAACGUGAAGAAGGACGUGAAGCCCCUCGACAGCCUGAAGGAGGGCAUCCGCAUGGAAAGGUACGGGGCCUCAGAGUACGAUAUCAUGGCAAGAAAGCGCAAGAAAAUGCUCAUGGAGAAGAAGAGAGAGCGGCUUUCAAAGACGGAAGUCAUGGACAUUAUGUUCCGGGCCUUUGAGGAGCACCGGUACUGGAGCGCGAAAGACCUUGCAGACCGCUCGGGGCAGCCCAUCGCGUACAUCCAGGAAAUACUCCCGGACAUUGCAGUUCUCAACAAAAAGACGCACAAGAACAUGUACGAGCUGAAGCCAGAGUACAAGAACAACUGA
Messenger RNA from Nematocida major, 657 nucleotides. Its product is annotated as transcription initiation factor TFIIF subunit beta. The transcript has a single exon. Lineage: Eukaryota; Fungi; Microsporidia. Gene Ontology annotation, biological process: transcription initiation at RNA polymerase II promoter; transcription by RNA polymerase II. The record is from RefSeq and is a predicted model, not a curated record. Gene Ontology annotation, cellular component: transcription factor TFIIF complex. The coding region runs from base 1 to 657 and encodes 218 amino acids.